This is a messenger RNA of Sphaeramia orbicularis (orbiculate cardinalfish), 4056 nucleotides long. It is a transcript of the gene rassf5, whose product is annotated as Ras association domain family member 5. The transcript has 6 exons. Bases 148 to 1746 code for a protein of 532 amino acids. The record is from RefSeq and is a predicted model, not a curated record. Gene Ontology annotation, biological process: signal transduction. Gene Ontology annotation, cellular component: nucleus. Lineage: Eukaryota; Metazoa; Chordata; Actinopteri; Kurtiformes; Apogonidae.
GCGCGCCCACGGCAUUUAGAUGUGUCAGAUGUGCGUCACCACUACACGCCUGUUGUCAGCGCGAGGUGAGUUUACAUUCAGGGCACGAGGUAACAACACACACUAAUACCCGAAGUGCACCGCACCGAUACACACAUAUUAGAGAUAAUGGCGUCCGUGAGUGUGGUCGGUCAGCACCCGGGGCCCCACGGACUGGACUCCGAACCGCAGCUGCUGUUCGUGAAACUGACCGGCGGCGUGAAGAAAAUCUCGAGGAAGUCAUCGUGGGAGAAGAUGAUGUUCAGGAGGAGCUCGGCUGCUGACACCGGUUCCAGAGAUUCAACCCAGUCCUCGUCCCCGGGGUCAGUGGAGAAAACGGCGGGGAGAGGCAGAGUGAUGCCCGGGGAAGGAUGCGGAGCUCCCGGUGCGCCACGUAGCCCGGACAUCACGGACCGUGACAAGCGCACCACAGUCACACGAGAAAGUCAACCCGGGCACAUCACGGACUGCAACAGCAACGUCGACUGUGACCGUAGAAGGACUUCAGUCAAGCGGCCGGGCGCCAGUGCCAUGCACACCGGCACAUCGGUAGCGAAUGGACACAAAGCCGCGCACCGGCACAGAGACGCGGCGCAGCGGCAGCGUAAGUCCCGGGACGGAGACAGUGCGCAUCAAAGCGUCUCCUCCGGUUCCACACCCGCAGACAGUGGCAGUCUGCCGCUGGAAAGACUAACGCAGGGCAGGACCGGAGUCGUGAGGUUGGCCCGGACCGAGCCCCCCCGCAGGGAGGCCUGGUCCAUCUUCCCCCAGGAGGCGGACCCCCGGGUGAAGACCGAGACGGGCGAGGGACACCGGUUCGAGGCCAAGCCCGUUACGCAGGACUGGUGUGAUGCUUGUAGCUGUCAGAUCACUGCACAGUCACUCAAGUGUCAGAACUGCAGCUACACCUGCCACCUGGAAUGCGAGAAUCAAAUCCAGCUGGACUGCAAUCAGAGGGACAAGAAGCUUGCAAAAACAUCACCUCCCAGAAGUCACUGCCUCACACCCCUACGGCAAAAGCAGCCUGAAGCAAAAGAGGAAGAGGAGGGAGUGACAAAAGACUUGCCAGAGGAUGAAGUGCGGACCAGGAUAGAAGAGUAUAAUGCUCAAGUCUCUGAAACUGGCAUGAAACUGGCUUCAGAUGGAUCCUUCACAGGUUUCAUUAAGGUCCACUUGAGGCUCAGUCGACCAGUCACCGUCCCCGCGGUGGAGCAGGCGGGAUCAGAGGGAGCGUCCUGGCAGACGGGCGGCCACAUCCGACUGCCAUCAGACAGCCAGGAGGAGACAAGCUGUGGGCCGUGUGAAAAGAGGACAUCUUUUUACUUACCAUGUGACUGUGUGAAGCAGGUCCACAUCAGCUCUCUGACCACUACCAGAGAGGUGAUCCAGGGCCUGCUGAAAAAGUUCAUGGUGCUCGACAAUCCCCGCAAGUUUGCAUUGUACAGGCAGACGCACCGCGACGGACAGGAUCUGUUCCAGAAGCUGCCUCUAUGUGAGCGGCCUCUACUUCUGAGGUUGAUAGCAGGACCGGACCCAGAGCAGCUCAGCUUCGUCCUCAAAGAAAAUGAGACGGGUGAAGUGGAGUGGCAUGCGUUCUCUGUACCCGAACUGCAUAACUUCCUCGUAAUCCUGGAAAAGGAAGAGGCAGAGCGUGUUCGAGCAGUAGAGCAAAAAUACGCUGUUUACCGAAAGAAACUGCAACAGGCCCUAAAACAACACGACCCUUGACCCCUCACCUGUUACUUUAUGACAACAACCCAGGGAAAAACUGACCCUUUGUCCCGUGACCCCUCAAGACAACAUCCAUAAUCUAUUCCGAGACUGGAGCCGGUGCUGGCCUUGUUUCCAGUCUCCACAUACACACACAAACGUACACCCACAGAUGCAUAUCCUUUCUCAGGACGCACACAGACCCCCACCACCCAUACAUGCACUCCCUAAGGAGAAACACAGGGGCUGAGAGCGACGUGAAAGACUACAGUGUGUGUGCUCGACUGGCAGAUUGGACGAGUGGUGUUUUCAUUGCCAAGGACACACACAGAAAAAUUAGAGAUAGAUCUUCAACUGUUUGAGAUCUCAUUUGGGACUGAUGUGAAUCCGAGGUGUUCAAGGUCUCCUUCUUCUUCUGCUACUGCUGCUGCUGCUGCUACUGCAAGUGUUACUUACUGUAUGCAUGAGUCUCCCUCAGCUCAUCCCCCUGCACAUAGAGUUAGAAAACAGAAGGCAUGGUUACUUUUUUCUGUAUCUCUUUGAAAUGGAAGGACAAUCAUUUUUUUCUUAAUUGAGGGUAUCAUCAGAUCAUUUUUGCUGAAACACAGGAUGACUGGAUCUGUGAGGGGGGUGUUUAGGAUUUAGGGUUUUAAUCCUGGCUGUCAGUGCACAGUGCAGAAGUGUGUUUUCAUUUAGACUAGUGAGAAAUGGAAGGAUAAAAAAAGAAACAACUUAUAUCCAUUUUCUGGUUUUUCUCAGGGAGCAUGACAUGAUCAAAGUGAAAUCCUAAAGGAAGAGGAAAGAGAUCUCCCCUCCACCCGACACCACCUCGUCUUUGCCCACGUUGUCCAAAACUCUACCUUUUCACCCUCUUCUCUGUUCUUAUCAUCUCACUUUUCUACUUUAAUGCGAGGAAGAUCUUUAAUACAACCCCAUUCCCACCCUUUACUCUUUUAAAACACACACAGGCACAUGCACAAUCCUAACCUCAGAUGACAACUGUGAUGUUUCUUUUCCUGAUUUAACAAACCUUGUAUGAACUCCACCUGGAAACAAAGCCUACUGAGGGAGGCAAUUCACACUCCUCCAUUAAUACACUUUACAUGCACUGUUAGUGUAGUUGGAUUGUUUUGAAUGUGAGUGGAUUUUAACACCAAAGUUUUGAGGGAUAGAUCUAUAAAAAGAUUUUAAAUGAAUGAAAGAUGUGUAAAUUUAUGGGAUUAAAGGUGACAUAUAAAAUAAUGAUAGUGUAUAAAAAUUAAGACAGCUUCUGUUUUGCACAUAUACAGUAGUAGAUUCAGGUUCCUGAACUGCUCACAGCUCUGUAGAACCAGGCCUCAACAUACAUUUCUGUUUUUUUCCCUUUAUCUUCCCACCUUCCAGCCCAAAAACUAACGAAAAAUUCUGAAUUUGUCAUAAUGGCUAUGAUGUACCAAUGGUGUGUUUGCAUUUGCAAUGCCUAAGUAUUAUGUAGACACUGGAAAAAGAGUGAUAAGAUUUAACUUUGUUGUUACUAUGAUGAAUAUUUAUAUACUUAUUCCUUUGGUAUCAUUCUUACUGGUUGGUGUGUGUGCUCAUCUAGGGCAGUGAGGAUCAUGUGAAUAGUGUUUUAUGAGUGUCUGUGUGUGUCAUCAGCGCUCCCUCAUUGGGCCUCAUUUAUCAAAUAUCACACAUACAUUAAGUCCUUAUGUAAUAUAACACAUUUUGAAUGCAAAUUGGGUUAAGAACAUAUAUUUGGCGUGCAUGGAUCCUACAAUGAAUGCAUUCAGCUGAAGCGUUUCAACAGUUCUCACUUAUUUUUUUCCAUUUCUUUGACAGAAUUACUAAUAAAUGAGGCCUGUUGUCCAUAAGCACAUGCUUCAGUAAAUCCAAACCUGUUGAUUUGUAAAACGGCACCACCCAAAGCCCAAGCUGUUCCUGCUAGUAGUGCCUUUUGUUUCAUGAGCUCCUGUGUAUCUAUGUAUAGUGUGUUUCAGUACACAGGUGCCUGAGUGUAUGUAUGGGUUAUUUUACAUGUGUGCACAUACAUCUGUGUUUCUUGGGGUGGUGUUGUACACUGUAUGUAUUAUGUUUUUUUCGUUAUGCCGCCCACCCUAAACACCUGUUUGUCCUUCCAACAAGACCUUUGUACGGGUGAGUGAGAGUCAGUGUGUGUGAGUGUGAGUGCAUGUUAUUUAUUUCGUGGUUUGCUCCAUCCCUGUGAUAGUAUAUCAAGGAUGUUGAGACCUAAUGCUUCUUUGCAAAUUAUUUUUUUUGAAGAGGUGUGUAUAACUAUAUCAGUAGAACUGUACAGAUUAUCAGAAUGAAAUAAAAAAGGUCACCCCUUAA